AUGGCGGAGGCAGGUGGCGUUGUUGGUCGCAGCGGCGAGGACGAGGACGGGGAGGAGGAGCGCGGAGGGGGAGCGGCCGCGGCGGAGGUGCAAGUGUACUGCGCGGUUGGGAAGGAGGCGGGGAGGGAGUGGAGGGCCAACCUGCGGUGGGUGCUGGCCAACUUCCUCCGGAGCCGCCACCGCCUCGUCCUCGCCCACGUCCACCGCCCGCCGCACCGCAUCAACAUGAUUGGGGCGUGGGUCCCAGUGAGCCAACUUGCGGAGCACGAGGUGGCCGCGUACAGCAAGCUGGAGGAGGAAAGGGCCAGCAAGGCCCUCGACGUCCUCAUCGACAUCUGCGCAAGUCAAAGGGUCCACGCGCGCAAGGUCGUCGUGUCGGGGGACGACGCCGCGAGGGGCCUGGUCCAGCUCGUCGACGACCAUGGCGUGGCCGAGCUCGUCAUGGGCGCCGCCGCUGACCGGGGAUACACCAGGAAGUUGCGGACGCCCAAGUCCAAGAAGGGGGUGACGGUGCAGCGGAAGGCCAACCCCUCUUGCAGGAUCUGGUUCGUCUGCAAGGGAAACCUCAUUUGUACCAGGCACGUAUAUGUCUGAACAUCUUGAUGCCAUUCAGUUCACUGUAUCAUAUAGAGAUUACCAAGAAGAAACUGUUUGACAGAGAGGACCGAGUAACAGAAGGAGACCAAUAACAAUAGGACUGUGCUAACGACCAGUCGACUGGUCGUCAACGACAGAUCCGGACGAUAUCUCCUCUCCCCUAAUCACGCAUGCACAUUGCAUGCAAACUUCCCUCGCGUGCACGCGCAUGUAGACUCU
Molecule: messenger RNA, 816 nt
Organism: Triticum dicoccoides
Lineage: Eukaryota; Viridiplantae; Streptophyta; Magnoliopsida; Poales; Poaceae
Product: U-box domain-containing protein 33-like
Exons: 4
Coding region: 1-594 (197 amino acids)
Source: RefSeq, a predicted model, not a curated record